AUGUCACUCUACUCAAAGUUUCUCAAAGAUCUACUGACCAAAAAGGGAAAAUAUAUCCACAGUGAUAAUAUUGUGGUGAAGGGAAAUUGUAGUGUUGUUAUUCAGAGAACCCCUCCACCAAAGUACAAGGAUCCAGGGAGUGUCACAAUCCCUUACUCAAUUGGUGUUGUAAGGAUAGGAGAGUUGGAAAUCCUACCAACAAGAAUGACAUUACAGCUGGCAGAUCCCUCAAUCAUAAAGGCCAUACGGCGUAGUGGAAGAUGUGUUGGUAAAAUGCGUCAAUUCACUUUCCCUGCUGAUUUUGUGAUAAUGGACAUUGAAGAGGAUGUUGAAAUCCCAUUGAUUUUAGGCCAUCCAUUCAUGUUAACAGCCAAUUGUGUGGUUGAUAUGGAGAAAGGUAAUCUAGAAAUGAGUGUGGAUGACCAGAAGGUUACAUUCAAUUUGUUUGAAGCCAUGAAGCACCCAAGUGACCACAAGGCUUGUUUUAAAGUAAAAAAGGUUGAACAAGAGGUAGACAUGGUAGCUAGAGCCAUGGUGCUACAGUCCCCACUGGAAAAAGCACUGACUAAUACUAUGGAGUGUUUGAAAAUAGAGGAAGAAAAAGUAUUGCAAAACUGUUUGGAAGAAUUAAAGGGUUUAGAAGAAAAUCCUUCUGAAAAAGUUGUAUUUGAAGAAUUGAAGAAGGACAUUCCGGCAGAAAAGGCCAAAGUGGAAUUAAAGACUCUUCCAAAACAUUUGAAAUAUGUAUUCUUGGGAGAAAAUGAAGCAAGUCUAGUGAUCAUCAGCAACUUUUUGAGAAAGGAAGAGGAAUCUCAGCUAAUGGAAGUUCUAAGGAAACACAAGGCAGCUAUUGGAUGA
Molecule: messenger RNA, 858 nt
Organism: Glycine soja
Lineage: Eukaryota; Viridiplantae; Streptophyta; Magnoliopsida; Fabales; Fabaceae
Exons: 2
Coding region: 1-858 (285 amino acids)
Source: RefSeq, a predicted model, not a curated record